Messenger RNA from Asparagus officinalis (garden asparagus), 1310 nucleotides. RefSeq lists its product as uncharacterized. The transcript is spliced from 11 exons. Bases 149 to 1036 code for a protein of 295 amino acids. NCBI's taxonomy places the organism in Eukaryota, Viridiplantae, Streptophyta, Magnoliopsida, Asparagales, Asparagaceae. Gene Ontology annotation, molecular function: protein-containing complex binding. The record is from RefSeq and is a predicted model, not a curated record. Gene Ontology annotation, cellular component: mitochondrion.
UCUCUCCCUAAAAAACUCUCUCUCUUUUCUAGAAUCUCUCAAGUCUGCGCUCAAGAAAAGCAUCACUCGCUAAAAUCACCCGAAAAUAAGAACAAAAGACGAAAAAGCGAGAAAAUUUUGGAGGGGCAAAAUAAUUAGGUUUUUCAGAAUGAGGACAUCGAUCUCGCGUUUGAUCCACUCGCACUCUCCUCUUUCUCGCUUCCACAGUAUACCCGCUUUCUCGCAGAGUGGGAGGUUGCUGUCGACUGAAUCCAAUAAAGUGGAGGAGCCCUUUAAAGUACAGGAAGCAGAGACUGUUAACGUGCCACCUCCACCUUCAGAGAAAUUGCUUGUGUUGGGUGGAAAUGGCUUUGUGGGAUCUCAUGUUUGUAAAGAAGCAUUGGAGCAUGGGCUGUCUGUUGCUAGCCUGAGCAGAUCUGGAAGGUCAUCCAUAACGGAGUCUUGGGCUGACAGAGUUGUGUGGCACAAAGGAAGCCUUCUCGUGCCUGAUUCACUGAAGGAUGUUAUGAAUGGCGUGACAGCUGUGAUAUCAUGUGUUGGGGGCUUUGGAUCUAAUUCUAAUAUGUAUAAGAUUAAUGGGACUGCAAAUAUCAACGCUAUCAGAGCUGCUGCUGAGACAGGGGUGAAAAGAUUUGUAUAUAUUUCAGCUGCUGAUUUUGGCGUGGUAAAUUAUUUAUUGCGAGGAUAUUAUGAUGGGAAGAGAGCUGCCGAAGCAGAACUAUUGUCGCGAUUCACCUACGGAGACACCACAAAUGCACAUACAUUAGGAGUAAUACUGAGACCUGGCUUUAUCCAUGGCACUCGCCAAGUCGGGAGCAUGAAAUUACCUCUUGGGGUUAUUGGAUCGCCUCUCGAGAUGGCCUUUCAGCGUGUGAAGCCAUUGACUCGGGUCCCACUGGUUGGCCCUCUCUUUACACCUCCAGUGAGUGCUUCUGCCGUUGCAAGAGUCGCCGUUAGGGCGGCCACUGAUCCAGUGUUUCCUCCUGGUAUUGUUGAUGUCUAUGGUAUCUUGAGGCUCAGUGAGCAGCACAAGUGAACCCCUCUCUAUAAAAAUAUGACAACCAAAUCUCUCUUUCACAGAAAUACAUGCUCUUUUUUUUUUUGCUGAAUUCUGGCCCGCAAUAAAAUUCACAGGUUCCUGUGAUCUUUCGUUUUCUUCUUGCUGCCUUACGACUGAUCGAAAGAUGUAAAUAUAUACGUAAAUUACUUGCUUUAUGUUGUCGAAAUGUUGUAGCUGCUUGUUGAGGUACAUGGAAAGAAUUCAUUGAAUCCCUCCUUUAUAUAUGUUAUAAAGACAUAAAAAACUGACA